Messenger RNA from Hyaloscypha bicolor E, 2100 nucleotides. RefSeq names its product flavin-containing amine oxidasedehydrogenase-like protein. Gene Ontology annotation, molecular function: oxidoreductase activity. The coding region runs from base 423 to 2015 and encodes 530 amino acids. The record is from RefSeq and is a predicted model, not a curated record. NCBI's taxonomy places the organism in Eukaryota, Fungi, Ascomycota, Leotiomycetes, Helotiales, Hyaloscyphaceae. The transcript has 7 exons.
GCCAGAUGAUGGAAUAGAAUGGAAGCGUGGCGGGGAUCUGAAUCCGUGGCGUCUAGUGAGGGUUUGUUUCAAGACGCGACGAGCAGCGUUCGGGAGGUUGCAUCCAGUCGGUCGUGGCUUGUAAGUUGAAGUCAAAAGAAAAUACUCUCGGCCGCGCUUGCACGGAAAUGCUGCGGGCUAAGGCUUGGGCAAGCGUCAUGUCGGCUUUCAGCGCAGCACCCGAUCAUUGAAGUCAUGACGUGCAUGAAGGGAUCAAAUCAAAAUACCACAUUCAUACUAAUAUUAACACUAAUAUCUGCGCAUACUAUAUAUGAAGCCGGGGAAAUUCAUCACCUUUCUUCCCUUCGGUUCUUCCCAACCUGCCUAAUCUAUCCUGGCCAACCCACUCAUUCGAUCCUGCGACAACCCAACUACUGGCCAGCAUGAAGCGGAAGGAAAUCGUGAUUAUUGGUGGAGGCGCGGCUGGCAUGUCUUGUGCGUCUACCUUGGCAGACCACCCAGAGCAGUUCAAAAUCACUAUCAUCGAGCGAAUGCCGGUCACGGGGGGUCAAGCAACGUCUAUCUCAUUAGAUAAAGCGAAAUACGGAGCAGGCUGGAUGAAUGAUGGUGUGCAAGGGGGGUCUCCGAUAUUCAAACACACUUUCAAUUUCUUCAAAAAGUAUGGCCACCAGCCCCAGGAAGUCAAACUACAGGUUGCCUUCGGCAAGGGACCCGACGGAUUUUGGACCAACUGCUUUCCAAGCAAGUUGAUAGAGCAAUUUUCAGUUGAUAUAAAAAGGUUUGGCAAGGUCUUGAAAAUCAUCAAGUGGACAAUGCCCAUAUUGGGCAUUGUUCCAAUCCGCGUCAUGCUCCGGAUGUUCUUAUUCAGCAAGGACUUCGGUAACAAGAUGGUGUAUCCCUUAAUUGCACUCUUCUUGGGGACGGGAAAUCAGACGGCAAAUGUUUCGUGUGUCAUCCUUGAACGACUAUUCGACGAUCCAAAUAUGAAACUAUGGGACUUCGAUUCUGAGACUCUUCUCCCAAAUUUGCCGAAAAUGGUAACCUUUCCAAAUCUACAUGAUUUUUAUGAGGAUUGGAGGAAGGACCUGGAGGACAAAGGAGUUGAUAUUAGACUGAACACAGACGUAACAGGAGUUCUUCAGCGAGGUGAUAAAGGGGUUAUCAUCCAGACACGACCGUUUGAUGCACUCGCAAAUGGGAGAAGGGGAGAGCAUGUUGGGCCACAAUCAAACCCCGAGAGAUUUGACGAGCUUGUUUUAUGUGUAUUGGCAGAUGACUCUCUCAAAAUCCUGGGGAAAACAGCCACCUUGAAAGAGCGAUUUGUGCUCGGUGGAGCCAAGUUUUUUGACGAUGUAACAAUUACACAUUCCGAUUGCGAUUAUUUUCAAAAACACUACGAAACGGCCUUCGAUCCCGAACUCUGCGCAGAGCCACAUUCCAAGACACAGGAAGGCCAGAUAGCAUUUGCAAAAGGUCAGCAACGAGGUCCAAGCGACGAACCGGGUGGAUUUAGACCGAUGUAUUUCACAAAGUCAUAUGCCGAGGACCCGAAGAAGAUCGAGAUGUCCUUUGAUUGCUCGAACUACCAGCAUCAAUUCCGCACGGAUCAUGAUGCGGAAACAACCCCUGUUCCAUUCCAAAAUCACGUCUUCCAGAGCAUCUUCCUGGACAAAGAGAACAAACAGCUCUGGACAAUUGACGAAAUCGAUGAGAGCAAGAUAAUAGGGAAAAAAUGGUGGCACCAGCUCGGGCACCGCUGGCAACACUACCUUCGUGUUGUACCUGGCAUGAUGUUCAUCAACGGGAGAAACCAUACACUCUUCGCCGGAUCAUGGACAUUGGUGAACAUGCAUGAAUUGGCCUGCGUUAGUGGUAUCACCGCUGCUUUUCGUCUUGGUGCCGAAUACAUGAAGUUCGAUGAUUUUGCUGAAGACUUCUUCAGUAAAUACUUGCUUCUUUCACACGGAGUAAGGUACGAGGCAGAGAAAAGGAAAAGGGAGCAGAAGGGCAGCUAGGAACUUAGUCGAGAAACGCAGUGGAGUAUGGAACCCUUGUAUUAGCCUAAAAUUCCAUCACCGCUAGGUAGCUGAAUCCCAUCGA